AUUUUAUUGUUCAAAGGAAUGCUGUAGCCUGUAGUUGUAGAAGGGGGGAAGCACCAGUGCGAGCGGGAGAGGAGGAGAAUGGCAAAUCAGGGCGGAGGACCACCACCGGCACAGAUACCUACUAGUUUCGGCCACGAGCUUAGAGCCUGCCUUCGCUGCCGUCUCGUCAAGACUUACGACCAGUUUCGGGAAUCCGGUUGCGAGAAUUGCCCUUUCUUUCAGAUGGAAGACGAUCAUGAGCGUGUUGUUGACUGCACCACUCCUAACUUUACUGGGAUUAUAUCGGUCAUGGACCCAACUAGGAGUUGGGCUGCCCGAUGGCUCCGUAUUGGAAGAUUUGCUCCUGGUUGCUACACUCUUGCAGUUUCUGAAGCACUUCCCCAUGAAAUGCAGAAUAUUUGUUAAGAAGAGCGCAUACCAUACGUCCCGCCAAAACGCGUAUGAGUUACUAGUCGAACAUGGGUGGUCCGAUUAUAAUUGUAGCACAUUAAAUGUGAACAAUUUAGCAGUUAGGAAGAAGCCUUAUAAUACUUGAUUUACCUUGAACAAUUUCUCAGAUUACUUGACAUUUUUAUUUCAUAUUUCAUUUAGCAAUGAUUUUUUAGUCAUGGAGCUUACAAUAUUCGUAUA
Molecule: messenger RNA, 630 nt
Organism: Olea europaea var. sylvestris
Lineage: Eukaryota; Viridiplantae; Streptophyta; Magnoliopsida; Lamiales; Oleaceae
Product: transcription elongation factor SPT4 homolog 1-like
Exons: 5
Coding region: 79-405 (108 amino acids)
Biological process (GO): chromatin organization; regulation of transcription elongation by RNA polymerase II; mRNA processing
Cellular component (GO): nucleus; DSIF complex
Molecular function (GO): RNA polymerase II complex binding; zinc ion binding
Source: RefSeq, a predicted model, not a curated record